AUGAAAGCUUUCACCUUUGCCUUGUCGCUUGGCCUUUUCGGUAGUGUCCAUGCUUGGUGGAAACCCACCCCGGACACCUCCUACCAGAUCCAACUCAGUGGGACGCUCGAUCUCUCCUACGACGUCGACAUGUACGACAUUGAUAUGUUCGACACACCCAACGCCACCAUUGCCGAGCUACAGCAACGAGGCAUCAAGGUUAUCUGCUAUUUCAGCGCCGGUACGUACGAAGACUGGCGUUCUGACAAGGAUCGCUUCAGCACCGAUAUUAUCGGCACACCUCUUCCAGAGUGGAAAGGUGAAAGCUGGGUCGACAUUCGCAAUACGAAACUGCGCGAAAUCUUGGCGGACCGCAUGAAGCUUGCUCAGGCCAAAGGUUGUGACGGUGUAGACCCUGACAAUGUGGACGGCGCCUUCAAUGUCAACGGCCUCAACCUCACGGCGGCCGACCAGCUUGACUUCAAUGAGUUCCUGGCCACGACAGCUCACGAUCUCAACUUGACCGUGGGUCUGAAAAAUGACCUAAAUCAAGUCGAGGACCUGGUUUCCGUCUUUGACUUCUCGGUGAACGAACAGUGUGUGCACUACAACGAAUGUGAUAUGCUGGUACCUUUUACCAAGGCGAACAAACCUGUAUUCGGCAUCGAGUACUCCGGCGACAAGUCGACGGCACACUGA
Molecule: messenger RNA, 678 nt
Organism: Phytophthora infestans T30-4
Lineage: Eukaryota; Oomycota; Peronosporomycetes; Peronosporales; Peronosporaceae
Exons: 2
Coding region: 1-678 (225 amino acids)
Source: RefSeq, a predicted model, not a curated record